AUUGACGUCAUGAGAUGCCAGUUAAUAUGUUAGCAAUUUGUAAGAAAGAUUUCUUUCUGCAAAACAUGUUGGAUAAUCACCACUUUUUGUGAGAUUUUGCUUAAAUUUUGUCCCGGGAAGACCCAAAGAUGGUAUCUUACAUUGUCUCCCGUAUAAUUGUCGUGAGUCUAGGCACUCUCUAUCCUGCUUACAGAUCAUACAAGGCAAUCAGGUCGAAAGACACCAAAGAAUAUGUGAAAUGGAUGAUGUACUGGAUUGUUUUUGCCAUCUUCACAACUGCUGAAAUAUUUGUUGACACAAUAGUUGGAUUUUGGUUGCCAUUCUAUUAUGAGAUCAAAGUUCUGUUCCUAUUUUGGAUCCUGUCACCGACAACAAAGGGAUCAAGUAUUUUAUAUAAAAAAUUUGUCCAUCCAUUCUUCAUACAACAUGAAAAGGACAUUGAUAGCUAUAUUGAACAAGCCAAGGAACAUGGCUAUGGCAAGUUGGUGCAGUAUGGAAAGAAAGGGCUGGAUUUGGCUGCUGAUACCAUGAUGAAAACUGCAAUUUCUGGUCAAGAUGUGCUUGUGCAACAAUUAAGACGUUACAGAUCAGAAAGCUCUCUUGAUGGACUGGGCGAACCUGACCCUCCUACGGAGCGAAUCAGUGAUGAAGUUGAUGCAAGACCAAAUGGAGGAGAUCAGAGACAAAAGCCAAAAGAUAAGAAAACUGCAGAACCUUCAGCAGCGACUGAAACAGUUAGAACAACACAACCAACCACUACAACACAAACAAGCAGGCCUGCUGAUUCAGCCAGGAAGUCAGAAAGCACAAACCUGACAACUCAAAGAACCCAAGCUUCAUCGCUGGAUGAUGUUUAUAUGAGAAGCUCGUUAACAGGAGAUGGUUCACUCUACAAUUCAUCAAGUGCAUCCAGACGAUACUAUGAUGGGACAGAUCAGACAUUAAGAAGUCGUCCGACAAGUAAUUAUUAUGAGGGCUCCUCAACAUUACCAAGAAAUUUUUCCACCAGUAGCUAUGCAGAUUAUUCUACAAGGCCAUAUGAGACAAGCAAUCUACCAUCAGAUUACACCUCGUCCAGCUACCGUUAUGAGUCCUCGACUUUGCCAAGAUCACGUGAUAGUCGUCGCUACAAUACGAGAAGUGGACGAUAUUAGCAAGAACUGAUUAUGGAUCACUAUUUUUGUUGCCCAAGUUUGAUCUAACUUAGUUUGCUUAGAGCUUACGGAAAAUAUUUUUGUAAAAAGACUAAGGUAGGUACUGCAGAGACAGUACCUUAGAGUAAGACACGUUGAAGGUAGGCUGCUAAGCUUCGAACUGAAUGAAAUUAGUCACCUAAUGCUAUCAAACUGUUUCUCUGUUAAAGGUGUAAGUCCAGGAUACAAGGUUAUCCAAUCACCAUUGCACAGUGUGAUGUUUUUACUCAGCUUUUGUGAUAUUAUUAAGAUCUGUAAAAUAUUCCUAUUUUAUUUUGUACUGUUCAAAAUUUUAUACAUUUUGAACAAUGACUUUCUG
Dendronephthya gigantea is the source of this 1512-nucleotide messenger RNA. Its product is annotated as receptor expression-enhancing protein 1-like. Gene Ontology annotation, cellular component: endoplasmic reticulum membrane; endoplasmic reticulum tubular network; cytoplasmic microtubule. The record is from RefSeq and is a predicted model, not a curated record. Gene Ontology annotation, molecular function: microtubule binding. NCBI's taxonomy places the organism in Eukaryota, Metazoa, Cnidaria, Anthozoa, Malacalcyonacea, Nephtheidae. The transcript is spliced from 14 exons. The coding region runs from base 129 to 1154 and encodes 341 amino acids. Gene Ontology annotation, biological process: endoplasmic reticulum tubular network organization.